Laetiporus sulphureus 93-53 is the source of this 1137-nucleotide messenger RNA. RefSeq names its product mitochondrial ribosomal protein subunit L2. The annotation marks the transcript as partial. Gene Ontology annotation, cellular component: large ribosomal subunit; ribosome. The record is from RefSeq and is a predicted model, not a curated record. Gene Ontology annotation, molecular function: transferase activity; RNA binding; structural constituent of ribosome. The transcript is spliced from 2 exons. Gene Ontology annotation, biological process: cytoplasmic translation. NCBI's taxonomy places the organism in Eukaryota, Fungi, Basidiomycota, Agaricomycetes, Polyporales, Laetiporaceae.
UCUAUCUCAAAUGCGACCUCGUCGUCUUCACGGGGAGCGUUCAUCCAGCGGAGUCGCACCCUAACACGAACAUACGCGACGGAAGCGACGACCCAGGAGUUCGUGCCCACCGAUGUCAACGCCGCGCUUGCCCGGACAUCCGUGUUUUAUAAAACAUACAAGCCCGUUACGCCAGGUCUCCGACACCUGAAGCGGCCCAUCUCGCCACAUCUAUGGAAAGGCCGACCAAUACGACUGCUCACGUUCGCCUUGCGCAAGUCGGGCGGGCGCAACAACAGGGGGCGCAUCACCGUCCGUUCGCGCGGAGGCGGGCACAAACGACGUAUUCGUAUCGUUGACUUUAUGCGCACGGAGCCAGGACCGCAUGACGUCGUUCGCAUCGAGUACGACCCGAACCGCUCUGCGCACCUUGCGCUCAUCAAGAGCCGCGAUCCCAACGCGGAUGGAAGGAAGAUGUGGAGCUACAUCCUCGCCUGCGACGGCAUGCGCGCUGGCGACGUUGUACAGAGCUUUCGCCAGGGUAUACCUGACGGCCUUGUGCCGGGCUUCAUCGACUCAGAGAAAAUUCGAGGGCGGGCGGUCCAACAAGCCGACGACGAUCAGACGACGAGCGCGUCCCUUUCAUUGGGUUUGCUGCGAGCCGUCACCAUCAAGCCCGGAAACGUGCUCCCGCUUCGACUCAUCCCCACGGGCACCAUCAUCCACAAUGUUUCGCUCAAUCCUCAGCGCCGUGCGAUCCUGGUGCGCUCGGCGGGAACGUUCGGACAAGUGAUCGCACAUGAAGAGUCCGGAAAGUACUCUCAUGUGCGAUUGCAGAGCGGAGAAGUGCGAAAAGUGUUGCAGGAUUGCGUGGCGACUAUCGGGAAGGUCAGCAACCCACUGUGGAAGGGCCGCAGCCUCGGUAAGGCUGGCAGGAGUCGGUGGCUGGGUCGCAGACCCCAUGUUCGCGGUGUGGCCAUGAAUAGGUGCGAUCACCCUCACGGAGGAGGUCGUGGAAAGUCCAAGGGUAACAAGCACCCUGUCUCAAUCUGGGGCUGGCAAACGAAGGGAAAGCGGACGCGUAAGCCAGGUCCUCUGGGCCCGAAGGGCAGCAACAAGAUGGUGAUUCGCGAGAGGCCGCGAGGAAAAGAUAAGCGG